Quercus lobata is the source of this 1703-nucleotide messenger RNA. RefSeq names its product 2,3-dimethylmalate lyase-like. Bases 94 to 1587 code for a protein of 497 amino acids. Lineage: Eukaryota; Viridiplantae; Streptophyta; Magnoliopsida; Fagales; Fagaceae. The record is from RefSeq and is a predicted model, not a curated record. Gene Ontology annotation, molecular function: catalytic activity. The transcript has 8 exons.
UUCAAGAUUCAUGAACUAUGAUCUUGUUUUGCCAGUCCUUCGUUUAUAGUUGUGUUUGGCAUUGCAACACUGAUACGCAGGGAGACACACACCAUGAAUCCUACAGCAGUAGUUAGCAGCAGAAGCUACACCUACACCUACACCUACAACCCAUCUCUCAGUUUCCACACAUCACCUCCACACUCCCCUCUUUCAGCUUUCACUUUUCGCUUACCCUUCCAACCUUCACUGAACACACCUCUCAUCAAUCCCAUACACAAAUCCCAUACACGUUUUUCCAAAGUUUGCGCAGCAGAGAGAUACUAUGGCUUGUCUGAGUCUCCAGCAAAGGCACUCCGGCGUGUUCUUGAGUUGCCUGGGCUUCACCAAGGCCCUGCAUGUUUCGAUGCUCUCAGUGCCAAGCUUGUUGAGAGAGCUGGGUUUCAGUACUGCUUCACCAGUGGAUUUUCAAUAUCGGCUGCUAGAUUGGGGUUGCCAGAUACAGGGUUUAUAUCCUCUGGAGAAAUGGUGGAUCAGGGGCAACAAAUUACCCAAGCUGUCUCUAUUCCUGUGAUUGGGGAUGGUGAUACUGGAUACGGGAAUGCAAUGAAUGUCAAGAGAACUGUUAAGGGAUAUAUUAGAGCAGGUUUUGCAGGGAUCAUUCUCGAAGAUCAGGUGUCUCCAAAAGCUUGCGGUCAUACACAAGGCAGGAAAGUGGUUUCCAGAGAGGAGGCAGUGAUGCGAAUAAAGGCAGCUAUUGAUGCGCGGAAGGAGAGUGGCUCUGACAUUGUUAUUGUGGCCCGAACUGAUUCUCGUCAGGCAGUAUCCUUGGAUGAAUCACUCUGGAGGUCUAGGGCUUUUGCUGAUGUUGGAGCAGAUGUUCUUUUUAUUGAUGCACUAGCUUCAAAAGAAGAGAUGAAGGCUUUCUGUGAAAUUUCUCCCCUAGUUCCUAAAAUGGCCAAUAUGCUUGAAGGAGGGGGCAAAACACCGAUACUUAAUCCUCUUGAACUUGAGGAUCUCGGAUAUAAACUUGUGGCCUAUCCACUGUCCUUGAUUGGGGUAUCCAUUCAAGCAAUGCAGGAUUCACUGACUGCCAUCAAAGGAGGUCGUAUCCCUCCUCCUGGAAGCAUGCCAUCUUUCGAAGAAAUAAAGGAAAUCUUAGGUUUCAACACAUAUUAUGAAGAAGAGAAGCGCUAUGCUACCAGCACCAAUCAGCCAUCUUCACAAAGAGUGAGCAGUAGCAGAUACUCUAUACAACAGAGGGUUCAAGAUUAUACAGAGCAGAGAGGUCGAAGUCCUCAAGAUCCCAUUGUUGAGGUGAUAACUCCUGAUGUAUACGAUAACUAUGGUGCAGAUGGUUCCAGGGAUCCUUUUUCUCAGAUUUGGUCUCGGACAUUGAGAAUCAAAAUAACUGGAAGAGAUGGAUUUGAGAAACUUGAUGUUAGGAUCCCUGCUGGAUUCUUGGAUGGAAUCACAAAUAUAAUACCAGCUUUGGGGGGCGUAAAUAUCAAAGAAUUGUUGGAUGAUGCAGCAGAUGAAGUAGGAGGGAAGCUGUUAUUAGAUUUUAGUGACACAAUGGGUGACAGGAUUCAAGUCUUUCUUGAGUAGCUUUUACAUUUGUCUUUCACAAUUCCAAUGGUAAAGUUAUCUUAAGGGUAAAUAAAGUGCUAUUGCAAUUCUUGAAAGAAGCUUAGAUAUUAUUUAAUGUGGAUUGUUAUCUAUAA